AUGUCUUCAAACUAUGCCACUCCUUUAGACGAUGAGGUGUUUCCCUUAUCUUUUGCCAAUUAUCAAUUUACCGAGCAUGUGUCACUUGGUGAGCAUUAUUCACUCAAUACUUCGGAAGAUGCCAAAUAUAAUAAUUUGAAUGGUCCUUUCGUGGUACCGAGAGACACCGGGAAGUUCGAUUUGAACACAAGUUCUGCCUCGGACGAGACUGUGUUCUCGUUAGAUAACCCUCAAGAAAACAACUACAAACACCAAGCCAUGAAUAACGUCCAGGAUUGUCGCAUGGCCGUCGCGGCCAAAACUACCCAGUCGUGUGAUAAAUUGACCGAUCUUUAUGCCAAUGCCGCCCAACAAAACUACAGAUUGUGGCUGUCUUCAUUUUAG
This is a messenger RNA of Saccharomyces cerevisiae S288C, 384 nucleotides long. It is a transcript of the gene ICY1, whose product is annotated as Icy1p. NCBI's taxonomy places the organism in Eukaryota, Fungi, Ascomycota, Saccharomycetes, Saccharomycetales, Saccharomycetaceae. The record is from RefSeq and is marked reviewed. The transcript has a single exon. The coding region runs from base 1 to 384 and encodes 127 amino acids. Gene Ontology annotation, cellular component: vacuolar membrane.